UCGCUGCUUCUCACUGCUGUUUGUGGAAGUUGAUGAUUCCCGGUUACAUUUCUUCUAUUUCAUUAAAACUAAUUCACUGUUGUCUGGUUUCAGGAGACAAACAUGGCAAUGUCUUCGUUUGUCAUCUCAAUGUGCGUUAUGACCGUGUUUUGGGGAGUUAUUGGAGGUGUGGUGCCGUGGUUUAUUCCUAAAGGACCGAAUCGGGGGGUUAUUGUAACCAUGCUGGUGCUCACUGCAGUUUGCUGCUACCUGUUCUGGCUGAUAGCGAUUUUAGCGCAACUGAACCCACUGCUUGGGCCGACGCUGAGUAAUGACACCAUAUGGUACCUGUUUUAUCACUGGGAUUAGUGUAGCUUACAGUCACAGAUGCUUGUACAUUAAGCGCCAUAAGUAUUCAACAUGUAUGAAUACAGUUCAGAUGCCAAUAAUGGAUUUCCAUUGGCUGUGGGAUUAUGUGACAUGAUGUAUACAUUUUUUUCUUGUAAUGGAAAUAAUGAACAAACUGAAUGUGGUGUUAUUUUUUUUGUCUAUUGCUAAAAUAAUUGCCAUAUAGAUCGAAUGGCUUAUUUACACUAUAAUGAUUAAUGCAUUUUUUUUUGUUUUAAAUAUUGUAUUUGUGUCUCUGUGCCUGGAAUAAAGGUGAUUUUGUAUUUUUA
Molecule: messenger RNA, 656 nt
Organism: Trichomycterus rosablanca
Lineage: Eukaryota; Metazoa; Chordata; Actinopteri; Siluriformes; Trichomycteridae
Gene: atp6v0e1
Product: ATPase H+ transporting V0 subunit e1
Exons: 4
Coding region: 103-348 (81 amino acids)
Biological process (GO): proton transmembrane transport
Cellular component (GO): proton-transporting V-type ATPase, V0 domain
Molecular function (GO): proton-transporting ATPase activity, rotational mechanism
Source: RefSeq, a predicted model, not a curated record